Molecule: messenger RNA, 2450 nt
Organism: Macrobrachium nipponense
Lineage: Eukaryota; Metazoa; Arthropoda; Malacostraca; Decapoda; Palaemonidae
Gene: Gdh
Product: glutamate dehydrogenase, mitochondrial-like
Exons: 12
Coding region: 13-1932 (639 amino acids)
Biological process (GO): L-glutamate catabolic process
Cellular component (GO): mitochondrion
Molecular function (GO): L-glutamate dehydrogenase (NAD+) activity
Source: RefSeq, a predicted model, not a curated record
AACAAAAUUGGCAUGAUGGCCAUGUGGUUUGAACUUGGCGGUGACUUUUAUAGCAAUUGGCAACUCACCACCUACCAGCUGAUUUUACGCUGGCAACGCUGGCAACACUGCUGGCUGGCUGCUGCUGCUGCUGCUGCACUGGUGGCAGCCGACGAUAGCUCAGCUGCCAAAUCGAGUAGGAGAGAGACCCGAACUCAAGACUUAGACUUCAGAGUUCAGUGUAGUGUGGACGGUGAAUUUGGAAGGUUACGGCCGCUCCCAGUUAUUACAAUGUUUCGGAUAGGGUCAGCCGUAGUGCGGGCGGUGGUGAACAAUGGGGGCGUGGAAGGAAUCCUGAAGGGGGCAGCCGCCCCCGCAGCGUCGGUUGCCGUCCGCCACUCCAGUGACUACGAGAGGCAUCAGAUCCCCGACCGAUUACAGUACAUCCCCGAUGCCGAGGACCCCUCCUUCUUCGAGAUGGUCGAGUACUUCUUCCACAGGGGUUGCCAGGUGGUGGAGGAUCAGCUGGUCGAGGAGAUGAAGGAGCGAAUGAGCCUGGAGGAGAAGCGGAGCAAGACGAAGGGCAUCCUGCGCAUCAUGGAGCCCUGCCACCACGUCCUCGAAGUGGCCUUCCCCGUCAAGAGGGACAACGGCCACUACGAAAUGAUCCACGGUUACCGUGCACAGCACUCCCUCCACAGGACGCCUACAAAGGGCGGUAUUCGUUACUCAAUGGACGUGUGUGCUGAUGAAGUGAAAGCUUUGUCAGCUUUGAUGACCUUCAAGUGUUCCUGUGUUGAUGUUCCCUUUGGUGGUGCAAAGGCUGGUCUUAAGAUUAAUCCAAGAGAGUACUCCAUCAAUGAGCUCGAGAAAAUUACUCGUCGUUUCACCCUAGAAUUGGCCAAGAAAGGAUUUAUUGGACCUGGUGUGGAUGUCCCUGCUCCUGAUAUGGGUACUGGAGAACGUGAGAUGUCAUGGAUUGCUGACACAUUCGCCAAGACUAUUGGCCAUCAUGAUAUCAAUGCCCAUGCUUGUGUCACUGGUAAGCCAAUCAACCAAGGUGGUAUCCACGGGCGUACGUCUGCUACUGGACGUGGUGUAUUCCACGGAUUAGAGAACUUUAUCAAUGAAGCAUCUUACAUGUCAAUGAUUGGCUCAACACCAGGCUGGGGCGGCAAGACUUUCAUUGUGCAGGGCUUUGGUAAUGUGGGCCUUCAUUCCAUGAGAUAUCUUCACCGUGCAGGUGCUACUUGUAUAGGUGUUAAGGAAUAUGAUGGCUCCAUUUACAACGCUGAUGGCAUUGACCCUAAGGAACUGGAAAACUGGAGAAUUGAAAAUGGUACUAUUAUGGGCUUCCCUGGUGCCGAGACCUAUGAGGGAGAAGAUCUUCUUUAUGAGAAGUGUGAUAUCCUCAUUCCCGCUGCUAUUGAGAAAGUCAUUCAUAAAAAUAAUGCAGACAGAAUUCAAGCUAAGAUUAUUGCUGAAGCAGCUAAUGGCCCUACAACUCCUGCUGCUGAUAAGAUUCUCCAAGACAAGAAUGUACUGGUUAUCCCAGAUUUGUACAUUAAUGCUGGUGGUGUCACGGUAUCGUACUUUGAAUGGCUAAAGAAUCUCAACCAUGUCUCUUACGGCCGUCUCACAUUCAAAUACGAAAGAGAAUCCAACUAUCAUCUGUUAGAAUCUGUUCAAGAGUCUCUUGAGCGCCGGUUUGGUCGUGUUGGUGGCAAGAUUCCCAUAGAGCCAUCAGACGCUUUCCAGGAUCGCAUUUCUGGUGCUUCUGAAAAAGAUAUUGUCCACUCUGGUCUUGAUUAUACCAUGGAGCGCUCAGCACGAGCCAUCAUGAGAACUGCAAUCAAGUACAACUUGGGAAUUGAUUUGCGCACAGCUGCUUACGUCAAUGCUAUUGAGAAGAUCUUCAACACCUAUAGUUCUGCUGGCCUUACUUUCACUUAAAUGUGGUUUAGAGAUAAUCCAGGAUGAUCCUAAGUCUGAAAGUGUACAUGUUAGAAUAUGAGAGAUAUUGCCAAUUUUAGAUCUUUUGACUACUGUUAUGCAUAACUUGGCUUUACUUCAAGUAAAGUUAACUAGUGUCAAACCUGGAAAGAAAGUGGAGGCUUUUAUAUUAGGUAAGGGGAAGGUUUGUUAUAUUUUCAUAUUUGUACUAUAAGGAAAUUCCCCAGACAUCUAUUAGUAAUUCUGUUUGUAGAUUAAAGAAAAUUUUCAUGGUUUUUUAAUAGUGUCUGGUUAAUUACCUUUAUAUAUUAAAUUUUUCAUGAUGCAGUGUAGUAAUUUGAAUUGAAUUUCUGGUUAUGAUGUGAAACAUACAGGCAUGUUACGAAAUUGUUAGUCUGUAUAGUAAUAUCAAUACAUUUUGAUGUUAAAAAAAUUCUUUUUGUGUUUUGUAAAGCAAGGUGACUUGCAAUGUUUAUUUUAUUAUCAAAAAUACCCAAUAAAUAUUGGGAAAACCUUCA